Arabidopsis thaliana (thale cress) is the source of this 2113-nucleotide messenger RNA. RefSeq lists its product as hypothetical. Bases 57 to 1934 code for a protein of 625 amino acids. The transcript has a single exon. Lineage: Eukaryota; Viridiplantae; Streptophyta; Magnoliopsida; Brassicales; Brassicaceae. The record is from RefSeq and is marked reviewed.
AAACCCAUCUUCUAGAAAAAGAUUCUCAGACACAGAGCUCAAAUUUUCUCGGGAAAAUGGCAGAAUCCGAUCCCGAAGGAAUCGCAAUGGCGGAAUCUUUGAAUCUUCAGUUGAAAGGGAGAGAGAUUCUUGUGAGUGAAAGCCAUGAAGAACUAGCGAUGAUCGUCGAUAAUCUCUUUAAGCGUGAAGACUCCGAAGAAUAUAAAACAUCGCGAGCUCUGUACAAGUACUGCGUCUCUUAUAACCCAGGUUGCUUAGCCGUAAAGCUUCUUAAACUCUAUCAAUAUUCUUCUAAUGCCGUUCUCAGAUUACGAUCAAUCUAUCAACUCUCCGAAACUCUCACAGAUUUGAGAAAUCGCAACUUCAAACUAUCUCUCGACUCUCUCUAUGAAAUUAAAGGGGUUUUGAUUUCAUGCUUGACAAUGGAAGAACCCAAAGAAUCUGAAAUCAAGAUCCUUAGAAAAAUCGUGUCUUGUGUAGCUUACAAUGUUGUGGAGUUGCAUAAAGGCAAAUGGGACGAGCUUGGUGAUUGUAUCUUAACGCUAGUGAAUAGCAAAGAACCUGUCAAGGCCUUUCACGUCUUUAUCGAUUUGCCACCAGUCUACAAGAGUUUCAUAGACAAGUUUAAGCACAAAAUCUUAGAUGAAGCUAGUAAUGUCUUUCUUGAUCCUUAUAGAGUUGAAGAUUGGAGCUUGGCUUUACAAGUUUUUGUUAAAAUGUGGAUUCAGCUUGUGGAUACAAAGAUGAUGUUGGUGUUAAUAAAGGCGUUAAUGGAGAUUCGGAUUACAUCUGUUGUGAAUUCAGUGAAGAAGCUAGUGGAGAAGGAAAGAGAAGAGUUUUUGGUAAGAGGGCUUGAAGAUUUCGAGAGAUUCUUCUCGCGAGAGAUGAAUCUGUAUAAGUAUAGUAAGGAUCAAUGCCAUUUUGUGUUGGAUUUAAUGGUCAAGAUCGAAGGAGUCGGGACACAUUUGACCAAGGAGGUUGUGGGGAAGAUCAAAAUGCUGGUUACAGAACCGGAGAAACCACAGGAUGAUGAUCUUAAGUAUAGUAGAGAAGAGUUUGACCGUGGCUGGUAUGAUCAUUUGAAGAGUUUAUCUUCACUGGAAGUGUUAAAGAUCUUUGCUUCCUCUGAUCUUGAAGAUAGGUCCAGAGAGAUGGCAAUCAGACGACUCAAUGUCUUACUAUCUGAUAACACUUCAGAAAAGGUGGAAAUAGGCAUUGAAGAGAUGAGAGAACUGCAACCAUUGCUUAUCACUUGCUUAAAGGAAGAAGGAGUCUCUUUCAGUAUGUUCAAAGUCCUAGCUGAGGUGGUGAACCAUGUUGCAUAUGAGAUGUUGAUCUGCCAAGAGGAGACAUGGUACGAUCUACGCGAUUAUAUAGCAUCGAGUACAACAGAGUUUCAGAGAGCGGUUUAUAUCUUCCAAUGCUUAACAAUGGAUUUUGAUGAUGAAAAGUUUUUGUAUCCUGUGAUGGAUAGCCUUUACCAAGAGAUAAUCACAAGGCUAGACCCACCAAGAGAGGUGUUGGUAGACAACAGUUGCUGGGUUUUUGCGUUUACGGGUGGCUUCUGUGCAGCAGUUCGCUUGAUAGAGGACCCAGGUUACGGUGACGACGUUAGUGAGAUUGCAUAUAAGAUGAUAAAUUCUGUGAAAGAGCUUGUGGAAAGAGGAAUGGAAGUUGGGCUUGUGAGGAGAGCUUUCAGAGAUGUUGAAAUCAUUGUGAAGGACCAAUUGGAAUGGUACAGUACAAGCGAAUACAAACUCGUUAAGGGUUUGCUUUGGAGACUCUAUGCAAUCAAAGGCAUGAGAUGGGAAAGUAAGUUUGUGUUGUGGAGAAUCAACGUGAUUAUCGAUAGAGGAGUGAAAGAAGAGGAGAAAGAGCUGCCACAGAACGAGUCUGAUUGGCUGAACCGUACUGCUGAUGAGAAGAUUAAAUAGAAAACCAGUUCUUUUGGUGUAUAGUCUGAAAUUGUGUAGAGUCUAUUUUUAGGUGUAUAGUUUGCAUUGGAGAAGAAAAUAGUAAAUAACUAAGAGUGAAAGAAAAAUGUACUUAGUUCUUAAAACACUUCAAUAACAGCUUCCCAUUUUUCUCUUCAAUACACACUUUUUAUCUUGAG